Messenger RNA from Oncorhynchus nerka (sockeye salmon), 5858 nucleotides. Its product is annotated as ly6/PLAUR domain-containing protein 1-like. The coding region runs from base 135 to 575 and encodes 146 amino acids. The record is from RefSeq and is a predicted model, not a curated record. NCBI's taxonomy places the organism in Eukaryota, Metazoa, Chordata, Actinopteri, Salmoniformes, Salmonidae. The transcript has 3 exons. Gene Ontology annotation, molecular function: acetylcholine receptor inhibitor activity. Gene Ontology annotation, biological process: acetylcholine receptor signaling pathway.
UGAGGUUUCCAGCGCUGGACGUGUAUAGGAGGCUACGGUGGACGUUCGUCGGAUCCAUGUAUGAACUCUAACUCUGAGCUCCUCGCAACUUUGCCAUGUCUAAUGUUUCCUGACCAAGUGACACCAGCGAGAGAAUGCGGCUGCUUACUUACGCAAGUUUGUUCUGGUUUAUGCUCAAGUCAGGGCUGGCUCUGCAGAUCCAGUGUUAUCACUGUGAAGAGGUCACUCAAAAUGACUGCUCCACACCUGAGUUCAUUGUCAACUGCACUGUCAACGUUCAGGACAUGUGCCAGAAGGAGGUAUUAGUGACAGAAGACGGGAAGCACUACCGCAAGUCCUGCGCAUCGUCUGGGGCCUGCCUCAUCGCCUCCUCUGGCUACCAGCAGUUCUGCACAGGGAAGCUCUACUCAGUGUGCAUCAGCUGCUGCAACACUCCCCUCUGUAAUGGACCCCGUCAGAAGAAACAGAGUUCCAGAAACAGAGUUCCCUCUGCCGCCUCGUCCCUAAGCCCACUACACAGCCUCUCCAUCCUUUUUCUUCCCUUCCUCCUGCGCCCACCCUCCAUAUUCAGCUGAGAGCCUAUGAUUGGCUGGUUUGGUCUCAUCAAGACUGUGGUUAAAAUUUUAGGCUUGAUACGGUGUCCAUACCGUCAAUGGAUGUAUGACGCUGUCCUAACAUAGACACAGUAUUUAGAUGAUGUCUUAAUAAGGACAGCAACUAAAGGUCGAAGGGCAUUGAUUGAAGAAAGGUUCUGAAGGAACCUCCCAAAUAUGUUUAUAGUGUCAGUCAUAUGCACCACAGGAAAGGACUUUGGCGAGUGGAAGUGAGGUGGCCAUGGAGCAAUAUCACUUCUAAUGGGUCACAUUUUACCCCCUUUUUCCUCCUAACAUAACAAUGGUCAUUAUGGCCAAACUAUUUUUGUUUGAUCAGACCAGAGGACAUUUCUCCAAAAAGUACAAUCUUUGUCCCCAUGUGCAGUUGCAAACUGUAGUCUGGCUUUUUUAUGGCAGUUUUGAAGCAGUGGCUUCUUCCUUGCUGUCCGGCCUUUCAGGUUAUAUCAAUACAGGACUCGUUUUACUGUGGAUAUAGAUACUUUUGUACCUGUUUCCUCCAGCAUCUUCACAAGGUCUUUUGCUGUUGUUCUGGGAUUGAUUUUCACUUUUCGCACCAAAGUACGUUCAUCUCUAGGAGACAGAACACGUCUCCUUCCUGAGAGGCAUGACGGCUGCAUGGACCCAUGGUGUUUAUACUUGCGUACUAUUGUUUGUACAGAUUAACGUGGUACCUUCAGGCAUUUGGAAAUUGCUCCCAAGGAUGAACCAGACUUGUGGAGGUCUACAAACAAAAUUCUGAGGUGUUGGCUGAUUUCUUUUGAUUUUCCCAUGAUGUCAAGCAAAGAGGCACUGAGUUUGAAGGUAGGCCUUGAAAUACAUCCACAGGUACACCUCCUAUUGACUCAAAUGGUGUCAAUUAGCUUCAAAUGGUGUCAGAAGCUUCUAAAGCCAUGACAUCAUUUUCUGGAAUGUUCCAAGCUGUUUAAAGGCACAGUCAACUUACUGUAUGUAAACUUCUGACCCACUGGAAUUUUGAUUAAGUGAAAUAAUCUGUUUAAAAAAUUGUUGGAAAAAUGACUUGUGUCAUGCAGAAAGUAGAUGUCCUAACCGACUUGCCAAAACUAUAGUUUGUUAACAAGAAAUUUGAGGAGUGGUUGAAAAACUAGUUUUAAUGACUCCAAGCUAAGUGUAUGUAAACUUCCGACUUCAACUGUAUAUUUGUAGAUGAGCUGGAAGAGGGCCCUAUUCAAUCGGUAUCGCUGAAAGCGCUAAAUUUUGCGUGCUACUGUACACAUGUUCAUUUCUGAUUGAGUCUCUGCGACAGCGGGAACGUUGUCUCUAAUUGUGAAUCAUGCUUUAAAGCUGAACUGGACGACAGACACAAAAUGAACAAAAACACAAAUAAACCAACAAAGAGUAACUGACCAUUUUUUGUAUUACGACAUCCAUUUUAGGAAGUCGUCAACUCUGUCAGUGGUCAGUUAUGGAUGCCAUGCAAAUCAAUGGAAAAUAAUACUUUGGACACAAUGUACAAUGCAGUCACCAGGUCAUGAUGAACAGUGUUGAGAACAUUUUGUGAAUGUGAUAAUAUGAGUUACAGUAUGGAGAAGUGUUUAUCUCUUGUCAAGGAAACACAUCACUGUAAUCAACACUUCCAAUACGAACCUUUUCCAAUGCUCCAACUUUUAAAAUGUACAGUAUGAGAUGAAAUUGGUAAAAAUGAUCCUGACUGUGCUUUGACUGCAUGUAAUAUGUUAGACUCCUCACGUCUUUAGUCUGUAGAGGCACCACACUUAUCAGCUUGUGACAGAUUGGUGCAGUCUUUGUUGGAGGAUAUGCUGUAUUCCUCUCUGAUUGAUUGAUUGAAUACUGUAAUAGAGAAGACAGCUUAGUGGUUCUCCUUGGGUUCAAUUUUCAUGGUCACCUAGAAGUCAUUCUUGACUGUGUUUGACUCACCCGAUCAAUUGUACUUCAUAACCGAAGCCAAGAAGCAUAUUUUGUCACGUUUAUCAAAUCAAAUUGUAUUUGUCAGAUGAGCCAAAUACAACAUGAAAUGCUUACUUACAAGCCCUUAACCAAUAAUGCAAUUUUUUAGAAAAUAAAAGUUAAGAAAAUAUUUACUGAAUAAACUAAAGUUUAAAAAAGUUACAAUAAAAGAACAAUAACGAGGCUAUGUACAGGGGGUACCGGUACUGAGUCAAUGUGCGGGGGGGUACAGGUUAGUUGAGGUAAUAUGGGGGGGAUCAAUGCAAAUUGUCCGUGUAGCCUUUUGAUUAAUUGUUCAGCAGUCUUAUGGCUUGGGGGUAUUUUGCAGCGAUCAAUAAAGUGCAGAAAUUGUCCAAACUAAUGUGUAAAAGCAAAUAGCUUUUUGUGAGCAUGAGUGCGGCCACUGUCUAAUAUACACUAAUGUAGGCUUCAAUAUAAAGGAAACUUUAGAUGACUUUUAGAUUUACACUUUAUUCCUUUUAUAAAUCCAUUUGCAAUGCAUGCCUGCUCCUUUGCACUUUUUAUCGAUUUGACGCUACUUUCCAUGCAUUUUCAUAAUGUGACCACAUGCCGACAGUAGGUUAUCAUAUUAAGGUUCCGACCACGUCGUUCUCCCAACAUGUCACUUUUUUUUUCUUGUUGGUACUCUUUAGGUACAGUAUAUACUAAAGUUUAUUCUCAAAACAAGAUUACAAUAAUAUAAAGACAACGUACACUACUGUUCAAAAGUUUGGGGUCACUUAGAAAUGUCCUUGUUUUUGAAAGAAAAGCAAUUUUGUUUUGUCCAUUACAUUGUUAAUGUUGUAAAUGACUAUUGUAGCUGGAAACGGCAGAUUUUUUUAAAGGGGCCCAUUAUCAGCAACCGGUGAAGAGGCGACUCCGAGUUCCUCUGUCCAGCAUUCUUUUGUCAAUAAUAUAUUACUGACAUUCUUUUGUCAGUAAUAUUUUAUUUUUAUUGGCCAGUCUGAGCUAUGGCUUUUUCUCUGCAACUCUGCCUAGAAGGCCAGCAUCGCAGAGUUGCCUCUUCACUGUUGACGUUGAGACUGGUGUUUUGCUGGUACUAUUUAAUGAAGCUGCCAGUUGAGGACUUGUUAGUUUCUUAAACUAGACACUCUAAUGUACUUGUCCUCUUGCUCAGUUGUGCACCUGAGGCCUCCCACUCCUCUUUCUAUUCUGCUUAGAGCCAGUUUGCGCUGUUCUAUGAAGGGAGUAGUACACAGCGCUAUACGAGAUGUUCAGUUUCUUGGCAAUUUCUCGCAUGGAAUAGCCUUCAUUUCUCAGAACAAGAAUAGACUGAGUUUCAGAAGAAAGUUCUUUGUUUCUGGCAUUUUGAGCCUGUAAUCGAACUCAAAAAUGCUAAUGCUCCAGAUAAUCAACUAGUCUAAAGAAGGCCAGUUUUAUUGCUUCUUUAAUAAGCACAGCAGUUUUCAGCUGUGCUAACAUAAUUGCAAAAUGGUUUUCUAAUAAUCAAUUAGACUUUUAGAAUGAUAAACUUGGAUUAGCUAACACAACGUGCCACAGGAGUGAUGGUUGCUGAUAAUGUAGAUAUUCCAUUAAAAAUCUGCCGUUUCCAGCUUACAAUGGUAAUUUACAACAUUAACCAUGUUUACACUGUAUUUCUGAUCAAUUUGAUGUUAUUUUAAUGGACAAAACAUGUACUUUUCCUUCAAAAACAAGGACAUUUCUAAGUGACCCCAAACUUUUGAACAGUAGUGUAUGUAAACAUACAUGCGUAAAGAACAAACCUGUCCAGACCUGUUUGGAUAAUGCAUUGCGUCAUUUGGAGAUACACUUUGUAGCCUAUUCUACUCUGUGCAUUAGGUCCUAAGUGUCAUUUUUAUUUCUCCUGUGCAGUAAUUGUACUUUGUACACACACAAGAUACUCAGCUCAUCUGUGUGGUGAAUUUUUUUAUGGAUGGGAGAGAUACUCUCAAUAUUUAUCACUGCAACCAAAUAUCAACAGUUAAAGAAUAGCACUAAAUCAAAUCAACCUUUUAUUUAAAUUGCAUUUCAAGUUUGACUUGACUUAGUCCUAUUCUUUAACUUAGAUUUUUGGUUGAGAUGGAGACAUGAAUUCAAUAUAUCAAUUAUACAUUUGUGGACAAACUGGAAUUAAAGCCAGACUAUGUCGGUGGCACAGAUGGUACUAUCCAAGCAGAAGAUGCAGCUCCUUCAAAUUUUGAUAUUUGGUUAAAUUGACAUCAAAACACAAUUCAAUAUAACUUAUGAAAUUCAAUAAAUAGCCUACUAACUUGUUAACCAAUUAUUUGUUGGAUUAACGUCUCCAAUUUAGCCAAAACCAAAGGUUAAAGAAUGGGAUUAAGCCAGUGGCUCAGAUGGUACCAUCUAAGCAGUAGAUACAUCUUCUUUAAAUGUUGGUUGUGUUAACCAAACGCAAUUCAAUAUUACUUUUGUAAUACAGAAUAUAGUCUCAAGUUAAGACUAAUGUAACAUUCAACCUUAAAAUGAGUAACACAUCCAUGGACACAUUUUGAGGUCACUCAAACUAUUAAUUUCUUCAUAAAGCGUGCAUGUUCACGAUAGCAUGCAUAGGUCAUCGCAGGUCUGUGGAGAUCUUCACAAUUGCUGUAAUAAUCUGUAGAGAAUCUCAAAGGACAAUGAUCACUUGUACUAUGUAAUUUUAAUUUAAUCUCAACUGCAAUCAUGGUUCUGCUAUUUGAUGACCGCUUUGUUGAAUACUCAUUUCUGAUUGGCUAGAAGGGCAAUCUAGAAUGUACAUUAAAGCAAGAUAACAGGACAGUUCGAAGAGAUUUUGGGACAUAUUGGGACACCUUGCAAUCAUGACGCAAUAAGCGCCUACACGCAGACCGUACUUGCUACAAAAUUACAGAAAGCUAAACCAACAAUCACACAAACUGAAAUUGGAGACAUUAUAAACGCAGGUCCAACAACUAAAAAAUGUAGCUAGCUAACAUAGAUUUUGUUUUUGCAGAGACAUUGUAUCCAUAUAUUUAGAACAAACGACUGGGUCACGUCUCAAGCAACCAAAAGAUGAAAAUAUCUACGGAAUGUUUUUAUUUGUGUUGGUAAAUGUAUGCUUAUAAUAUUGUUUUCUUUGGCAACUGUGUUAUAAGCAGGAUAAAAGCUUAAACAAACGCAACAGAAUAAAAUAUACUGCUAUUCUGGCUGAAGAAGUUGUGUAGCUGUAGCUAGCUAGCAGCAAGCAAGGGAUAUGAACAUUGCCACUGAGCAUGGCAAUGAAACAUAAAGAUCGAAUGACUGGGUCGCAUCUCUAGCAACCAAAGGUAUGAAUUUGCUUAUAUAAAUAAAUAAAAAGUAUUUCUACCAGUAAAUGUG